CAGCCUCGGGGAAGAGUCGUGUCCGUCCCCCCCGCCAUGGGUAACGCGGCCGGGGGCCUGGACGGGGCGGCCGCGGGGCGGGAGAGCCGCGAGGCGCGGCUGCCGCUGCCCCCGCCGAGCCCCGCCGCCGCGCCGCCGCCGCCCCGGCAGCCCAUGCCCGAUGCCGCCGAGCUGGAGGAGCGCUUCGGCCGCGUCCUGAACUCCAUGAACCUGCCCCCGGACAAGAUGCAGCUGCUCAACCAGUAUGACAACGAGAAGAAGUGGGAGCUGAUCUGUGACCAGGAGCGUUUCCAGGUGAAAAACCCCCCGUCCGCCUACAUCCAGAAGCUGAGGAGCUACCUGGACACGGGCGGCGUAAGCAGGAAGUUCAAGAGGCGAGGGCAGGAGUCGACGCAGGUGCUCCGGGAGCUGGAGAUUUCCUUGAGGACCAACUACAUCGGCUGGGUCCAGGAGUUCCUCAACGAGGAGAACAAGGGGCUGGAUGUGCUGCUGGAGUAUCUCGCCUUCGCCCAGUGCUCCGUCACGUACGACAUGGAGAGCGCCGAGAACGGCAGCCCGGGCUCGGACAGGGACAGGGGCAAGGGCACGGAGAGGUCACUGGAGGACCUGAGCAAGACCAGCUCCUCGUCCCCCACCCAAGGCAUCUCCAAAGUGCGGCACCUCACCAUCAGGCUGAACCCAUCGCACAGCAGGAAGGCGCUGAGGAACUCCCGUCUCGUCAGCCAGAAGGACGACGUCCACCUCUGCAUCAUGUGUCUCCGCGCCAUCAUGAACUACCAGUCUGGCUUCAGCCUGGUCAUGAACCACCCAGCCUGCGUCAACGAGAUCACCCUCAGCCUCAACAACAGGAAUGCCAGGACCAAGGCGCUGGUGCUGGAGCUGCUGGCUGCUGUCUGUCUGGUCCGGGGAGGCCACGACAUCAUCCUGGCUGCCUUUGAUAACUUCAAGGAGGUCUGCGGGGAGAAGAACCGCUUCGAGAAGCUGAUGGAGUAUUUCCGAAACGAGGACACCAACAUUGACUUCAUGGUCGCCUGCAUGCAGUUCAUCAACAUCGUGGUGCACUCGGUGGAGAACAUGAACUUCCGCGUGUUCCUGCAGUACGAGUUCACCCACCUGGGGCUGGACCGUUACCUGGAGAGCCUGCGCCUCACCGAGAGCGACAAGCUGCAGGUGCAGAUCCAGGCCUACCUGGACAACGUGUUCGACGUGGGGGCCAUGCUGGAGGACUCGGAGACCAAGACGGCGGUGCUGGAGCACAUGGAGGAGCUGGAGGAGCACGUCGGCCAGCUCACGGAGAAGCUGCAGCAUGCGGAGAACGACUCGAUGGCCAAGAUAGCGGAGCUGGAGAAGCAGCUGAGCCAGGCGCGGCGGGAGCUGGAGGCGCUGCGGGAGCAGCUGAGCCCGCCGCGGCCCCGCAGCCCGCCCGCCCCGCAGCCCCGCGACCGCUACCGCCUGGCGCUGGAGCGGCGGCUGGCCGAGCUGGAGGAGAAGGGGCUGGUGCACAUCCUGCGCGGGCCCGACGGAGACGUCGCCAUCGAGAUCGUCCCCGUCGUCAUGGAAACGCCGGCAGCCCCCGCCGGCAGCGGGGAGCCCGGCGGCAGCGGCGCAGAUGCUCCGGCUCCGGCGCCGCCUCCCCCGCCGGCCCCCGCCGCCCCCCCGGCUCCCCCUCCUCCGCCACCCCCCCCGCCGCUUCCAGGGGCUGAGCCCGGCCCCCCGCCGCCCCCUGCGCCCCCCCUGCCCGCGGGCACCGGUCCCCCGCCGGCCCCUCCGCUCCCCGGUGCCCCCGUGCCGCCCCCACCCCCGCCCCCGCCGCUCCCCGCGGGGUCGGAGGGCCCCGCGCCCCCCCCUCCGCCGCCCCUUCCCCUCGGCGGGGGGCUCCCAGCCGGGCCGGGGGUCCCUCACAGCAGCGGCAGCUCAGUGAAGGUGAAGAAGCCGAUCCAGACCAAGUUCCGGAUGCCCGUCUUCAACUGGGUGGCGCUGAAGCCGAGCCAGAUCGACGGCACCGUCUUCACCGAGCUCAACGACGAGAAGGUUCUGCAGGAGCUGGACAUGAGCGACUUUGAGGAGCAGUUCAAGACCAAAGCUCAGGGCCCCGGCUUGGACAUCAGUGCCCUCAAGGUGAAAGCCACACAGAAAGCCCCCAGCAAGGUCACCCUCAUGGAGUCCAACCGAGCCAAGAACCUGGCCAUCACCCUUCGCAAGGCUGGCCGCAGCAUCCAGGACAUCUGCACAGCCAUCGAGACGUACGACCAACAAGCCCUGAGCCUCGACUUCCUGGAGCUGCUGCUGCGCUUCCUGCCCACCGAGUCGGAGCGGGCGCUGAUGGGGAAGCUGGAGCGCGAGCAGCAGCCGCCCGAGGAGCUGUCGGACGAGGAUCGGUUCAUGCUGCGCUUCGGCCGGAUCCCGCGCCUGGCCGAGCGCAUGAACGUCAUGAUCUUCCUGGGCAGCUUCGGCGACACGGCCCAGCUGCUCACGCCGCAACUCAACGCCAUCAUCGCCGCCUCCAUGUCGCUCAAGUCCUCCAGCAAGCUGCGCAACAUCCUGGAGAUCGUCCUGGCCUUCGGCAACUACAUGAACAGCAGCAAACGCGGCGCAGCCUACGGCUUCCGCCUGCAGAGCCUCGACGCGCUGCUGGAGAUGAAGUCGACGGACCGCAAGCAAACGCUGCUGCAUUACCUGGUGCGGGUGAUCAUGGAGAAGUACCCCGAGCUCACCGGCUUCCACACCGAGCUGCACUUCCUCGACAAGGCUGGCACAGUGUCCCUGGACAGCGUGCUGCAGGACGUGCGGGGGCUGCAGCAGGGCAUGGAGCUGACCCGCAAGGAGUUCAUGCGGCAGGACGACAGCCUCGUGCUCAAGGAAUUCCUCAAAGUCAACCUGGAGGUGAUGGAGAAGCUGCAGGCUGACAGCAAAACCGCCAAGGAGGCUUACGAGUCAGCUGUGGAGUAUUUUGGGGAGAAUCCCAAGACCAGUCCCCCAACCACCUUCUUCCCCAUGUUCAUGCGCUUCAUCAGAGCCUACAAGAAAGCAGAGCAGGACAUUGAGCUGUGGAAGAAACAAGAGGCUGCGGCCAAAGAAGCAGAAUGCAGCCCCCCUGGCAGCGAGGACCAGCCUGAGGUGAAGAUGCCCGUCCAGAAAGCCAAGAGGCAGCAGAUGGACAUGAUUGCUGAGCUGAAGAAGAGGCAGAUGGUGAAGGAGCCUCUCAUCUACGAAGGGAAGGACGGGGCCAUCGAGGAUAUAAUUUCAGACCUGCGGAACAACCCGUACCGGCGGGCGGACAAGGGCCGUGGCAGCGCCAAGAAACGGGGGCAGAGCCUGCAGCCCACGCCGGACAUCGCGCUGUGACCGGCCCAGCACCGGCCCAGCACCGGCCCAGCACCCGCAGGACGUCCCGCGGGGCACGGGGGCCGCUGCCCGCUCCCGGCCGCUCCGCGCCUGCUCCCGCCCGCACGGCCCCGGCUCCGGCCAGGGCGCUCCUGGUGCUUGCUUAGCCGUGCCCCAGCUGCUCUCCUGCAGGCCUGCACGGCUGGGGGACCCUCCUGGGAACGUGCAGGGAGCAGACAGCGGGCUCCAGCUUGUCCUGGAAGGGAGGAAACCCAAAGGGGCUGCCCCAGCCCUGCCCCAGAGCUGCUCCGGUGCGCGCUGGCCUCGGGCCGGCCCCGGGCGCUGCUGUGCCCCGCUUCAGCUUGCUGGUGCCUUUGAUGCCCCGCUGCGGGAGGGGUGUGGGGCAGGGGCACAGCCGUCCCUGCACCUCUCCCCCAUGUCCCCCUGCCCUCUCUGAGCCCCGGGAGCACCUCCCCAGCGAGGGGCGCGCUGCAAAGCUCCCACGCUGGGCACUGCCCGAGCCCCAGGAGCUGGCAGGGCUGCUACUUUCUAUGUCUUCCUUCAAGUCUCCCAGUGCACGGGGAGCAGGGACUGGAACACCCCCUGUGCCCAGGCCGGGCUGCGUGGCUCACACAGGGGUGUGUGAGCGGCAGGGCGCGGGGCUGCCUGCUGUAAUGAAGCUGCUCGCGCUCGGGGCUGCGCCGGGAGCGAAGGUGUAACAUAAAUGCCUGGAAGCCACCGUGUAAAACAGCAACUGCUCCUUUGUACACAUUAUUUUUCUAUACUGAAGGCCUGUCAAUGUAAAGCAGAACCGGGAAUAAAGUGACUGCGAGGACGAA
Molecule: messenger RNA, 4163 nt
Organism: Colius striatus (speckled mousebird)
Lineage: Eukaryota; Metazoa; Chordata; Aves; Coliiformes; Coliidae
Product: formin-like protein 1
Exons: 26
Coding region: 37-3345 (1102 amino acids)
Biological process (GO): cortical actin cytoskeleton organization; cell migration; regulation of cell shape
Cellular component (GO): cytosol; actin filament
Molecular function (GO): small GTPase binding; actin filament binding; microtubule binding
Source: RefSeq, a predicted model, not a curated record